Molecule: messenger RNA, 2765 nt
Organism: Morus notabilis
Lineage: Eukaryota; Viridiplantae; Streptophyta; Magnoliopsida; Rosales; Moraceae
Product: probable pre-mRNA-splicing factor ATP-dependent RNA helicase DEAH9
Exons: 23
Coding region: 60-2150 (696 amino acids)
Cellular component (GO): intracellular anatomical structure
Molecular function (GO): ATP binding; RNA binding
Source: RefSeq, a predicted model, not a curated record
CAGCAAGCAAGAAGAAGAAGCUGCGGAGAAACGAAACGAAAGCAACGAAAAAGAAAGCAAUGCCCCAGUUUUGGAAGCCAGGCACCGAGAAACCGCGCCUUCUCGACGACGAGGAGGGUGGUCUUCUCUUCUUCUCUUCUUCUCACUCUUCUUCCUCUGGAUUUGGGUAUUCGAGUAUCGAGAGGCUGAGACAGAGGCUUCCCGUGUACAAGUACCGCACCGCCAUUCUUUAUUUGGUGGAGACCCAUUCCACCACCAUUGUUGUUGGCGAAACGGGCAGUGGCAAAACCACUCAGAUUCCUCAGUACCUCAAAGAAGCAGGUUGGGCUGAUGGUGGGCGUGUUAUAGCUUGCACACAACCAAGAAGAUUGGCUGUUCAGGCAGUUGCUUCAAGAGUGGCUGAAGAAAUGGGGGUCAAGCUUGGAGAGGAAGUUGGCUACACAAUAAGAUUUGAAGAUAUCACCAAAAAUGGUGUAACUAUGAUAAAGGUUCUCACGGAUGGGGCUUUACUUAGGGAAAUGAUGGAUGAUCCUCUCUUGACUAAGUAUAGCGUCAUAAUGGUAGAUGAGGCUCAUGAAAGAUCUAUCUCAACUGAUAUUUUACUAGGUCUCUUGAAAAAGAUCCAACGACGUCGACCUGAGUUACGUUUGAUAAUCUCCUCUGCCACAAUUGAAGCAAAGUCCAUGUCUGAUUUUUUCAACACCAGCAAAAAGCGCCGGGAAACGGAAGGUGGUGUCCAAGGACCAAGGAUGGAUCCUGCAAUCCUAUCGGUUGAGGGUAGAGGGUUUAAUGUACAAAUUCAUUACAUGGAAGAGCCUGUAUCCAACUAUGUUCAGGCUGCUGUUUCAACAGUAUUGUCCAUUCAUGAUAAGGAACCAAUGGGAGAUAUUUUGGUGUUUCUUACUGGACAAGAUGAUAUUGAUGCUGUCGUACAAAUGCUUAAUGAAGAAAUUCAAAGCCGUGGGAGAAACUCUUCAGGAUUGCUUACUUUGCCUCUCUACUCUGGUCUUCCACGUGCUGAGCAGGAGCUUGUGUUUACUUCCACUCCUAGAGGGAAGAGGAAAGUAGUGAUAUCAACAAAUGUUGCAGAGACGUCCUUAACUUUGGAGGGAAUUGUCUAUGUUGUUGAUAGUGGCUUUUCAAAGCAACGGGUCUACGAUCCUAUAUCGGAUAUUGAAAAUCUCGUAGUGGCACCAAUAUCGAAGGCUUCUGCUAGGCAAAGAGCUGGUAGGGCAGGAAGAAUUCGCCCAGGGAAAUGUUACAGGCUAUACACAGAAGAGUAUUUUAUCAAUGAAAUGGCCACAGAGGGGAUUCCAGAGAUCCAACGAUCUAAUCUUGUUUCCUGCGUCAUUCAGUUAAAAGCCUUGGGAAUAGAUAAUAUCUUGGGCUUUGAUUGGCCAGCAUCUCCAUCACCUGAAGCCAUGGUUCGGGCACUUGAAGUACUUUAUUCACUCGGAGUCCUGGACGAUGAUGCCAAACUUACUUCUCCGGCUGGAUUCCAAGUUGCAGAGAUUCCAUUAGAUCCUAUGAUUUCAAAAAUGAUCUUGUCCUCAAGUCAACUUGGAUGUUCAGAGGAGAUAAUAACUAUCGCUGCCAUUCUCUCCAUUCAAUCUAUAUGGGUUUCUGGAAGGGGAGCUCAAAAGGAACUGGAUGAGGCAAAGUUGAGAUUUGCUACUGCUGAGGGUGACCAUGUGACCUUCCUGAAUGUUUAUAAAGGAUUUUUCCAGUCUGGUAAAUCUUCACAGUGGUGUCAUAAGAACUUUGUGAACUAUCAUGCCAUGAAAAAAGUAAUUGAAAUUCGAGAUCAACUCAGAAGAACGGCACAGAGAAUAGGCAUUUCCUUAAAAUCCUGUGAAGGAGAUAUGCUGGCAGUGAGAAAGGCAAUUACUACUGGGUUUUUUGCAAAUGCGUGUCAUUUAGAAGCAUACAGCCACAGUGGGAAGUACAAGACCAUAAGAGGUUCUCAAGAAGUCUACAUUCACCCUUCAUCCGUGUUGUUCAGAGUUAAUCCCAAGUGGGUAAUAUACCAUUCGCUUGUAUCAACUGACAGACAAUACAUGAGGAAUGUGAUUUCCAUCGACCCAUCUUGGCUAACAGAGGUUGCCCCACAUUUUUACCAGCACCAGCGUCCCACUUCAAUGCUUCACUAACUCUGCCUUCAGAUUCAUCUCAAGUCUUAUUGCGGAACACAGCCUACGCUGCCCUGCCCCGCCAGAUAUACAUUUUUCCUAAUCCAGUUGGGACUUGGGUUGGUGGAUCCCUAAAAAAUUAAGCACGAGCGUUAGAGUUUGGGUUCGUUUUGCAUCAAAUGGUUUUGAAGUUCAUUAAUUGGGGUAUGAAUUAGUUGAUAGAGUUUAUUAGCAAAAAGGAUUAGUUGAUAGGGAGCUUUGAUUAGGAAAGAACAUAACAGAGUUUAGGGGCUGGGAUAUUUUUCUGUUCUAGAAUGAUGGCAUUGCCGAUGCGUGCCGGAUAUUCUUAUGUUCAUAAACAGAAUGUUUCUUAUCUAUACACCGGUAUUGUAUGUUUAUGGAUGUUAGAUAUAGUCAAAAUUACAUCAAAAUGAAAACAAACAGAAACAAGUCCUACUAGCAGGUAUUGAUAACCUUUUCAUACCCCAAAAAAAUAGUUUGUAUUAUUAUUCUUUGGGUACUUAUAUAUAUAUCGCAAGUGGCUCUGCUGGGUUAGUUUAGCCAAUUAAAAGAAAUGACCCUUUUGGAUUGAAACAAACAAACGGGAUGUAAUUAGGUAGAAGAGAAAUGGAUUGA